Molecule: messenger RNA, 2036 nt
Organism: Physcomitrium patens
Lineage: Eukaryota; Viridiplantae; Streptophyta; Bryopsida; Funariales; Funariaceae
Source: RefSeq, a predicted model, not a curated record
CAAAAACAACAAGAGGAGGCAAGCAAACACAGUCGGAGCCGCAAUGUUGCACUAAUGCAACGAAAUCGUGCGCGAGUUCUGCGUUGCCUUCGUCGUCGAUGCGUUCAUGUUCGUGUAAUCCUUAGCUGUUACUCCCGGAGCCGAUUGCCAGAAGAGCCUGUUGUUGUUGCUGCAUUGCGAGGGCUUGUGUGUGUGUGUGUGUGUGUGUGUUUGGUAGUGUGUUCGUUUGACGCUGCGUGGAGGAGACGAAGGGGAAGCGAGACGUGAUGAGGGGAGAUAAGGUCGUGGUUGUGAGUGUGUAGUGAUGAGAAGGUGAGAGGUUAGAUUAGCUCGGCUGACCUGCGGAGGAUACUUCCCUGGAUCAUUAAUUGAAGUGCGAUGCCGAGCUCUCCCGUGCGCGCGUCGCUUGGAAACGAGCGACUAUGGGCGUUUGAGGAGGAGCUUGACGAGAGGGCAGGACAGCAGCAGCAGCAGCAGAAGGUGGUUUUAGGUGUGGAUGGAGGUGGCACUUGCACCACGUGCGUAUGUGUUGCGGCGCCUCCGCCAACGAACGGCGAUAAUUUGCCGUAUUUGUCCCGGGUCGAGACGGGAUGCUCCAAUUAUAAUAGCGUUGGCGUGGAGGCUGCAAGGCGAGCUAUCGAGGAAUCAAUGGCUAGCGCGUUGAAACAGGCUCAAGUACCUCGAUCUGCUGUUCUGUCAGUGUGCCUGGCCGCUGCUGGAGUUGAUCGGCAGGUGGACAUCGACGCUUAUCGGGCAUGGAUGAGUGAAGUAUUUCCCCAAGAUGUAGAGAUAUUUGUACAGAACGAUUCUGUUGCGGCGCUCGUCAGUGGAACCGCCGGAAAGCUUUACGGCUGCGUUCUCGUCUCCGGUACGGGAACCAUAGCUGUGGGAUUUAAUGAAGCAGGCAAGUUUGCACGAGCAUCAGGAGGAGGCCCUCUGCUUGGAGAUCAGGGCAGUGGUUACGCAAUUGCAUCGCAGGCUCUUACAGCAGUAAUGAGAGCAGAGGAUGGGCGGGGUCCACCCACAUCCCUCACGGGGGCAAUACUGAAGCGAUUGAACCUCUCCUCAGCUGAAGAUUUAAUUGGCUGGGUUUACGAGGACACUUCCUGGGCACGUGUGUCUGCUUUGGUACCUGUGGUGAAGAGUUGUGCUAGAGAUGGUGAUACCGUGGCUAGAGGACUGCUUGAGAAUUCUGUUUCAGAAUUGGCUUGCAGUGUAAAGGCGGUUGUCAAGGCGCUGGGUCUUGAUGGAAGAGAUGGAAGGAACUCCUUCCCCUUCGUGAUGGUUGGUGGUGUAUUAGAAAACGAUAAUGGUUGGGAUCUUCGUAGACCCCUUGUUAAUAAGAUCUUGGGAAUGUUCCCUGGAGCCCAGCCAAUUAUUUCCAAGCUGGAGCCCGCACUUGGGUCAGCCAUGCUGGCGUGGAGUCGGUAUGAGGAUCGCCACUCCAAGACUGCCCAACCGACUACGGAGCAUGGUGCAUUGGGGAUCGUCUAAGGAGUUUUGAGCUGAUACGUUGUUUUCUUCACUGACUGGUCUCGCAUAUGAGCCAAGGAAUAAGUCUACAAUUGCAACACUCUGAACAUUUGCUGCAGUCUUUGGGUAAGAGGCAUGUUACAUGGAAAGUCAUUUCGAUUGGUUGCUCUUAUAUCUCCAUGUCCUUCUGUGCAACAAAUUACCAUGAGCACAACUGCAUCAAGCAAGGCAUGAAACAUGUCCAAUUGAUGGUCAAUUGUUAUGGUUGCACUAAUAAUGUAGAUGCUAUUACAAAUUGCAACAACCAUUGUACUAUCAACCAGGACGCAAAAAAUGCGCAGAAAGAGCGCCAAAAAAUGUGCUGUCUUGGAGGAUUAGUAAGUUGCCAAUUGAAAUGAAGAAUGAGUCUCUGAAUGGUCCAAAAUGUUCGUUGAUAUAGGACAAUCUGAAUUCUAAAAAUAUUUGCCAACCUUGGUUGGAGGAUGCUUUCUAUUAUUGCUGAAAAGAGUUAUUGAUUUCAAAUGUAUUUUUGAAACAUGUAAGAAUAGUUGCUUUAUAUUCAA